AUGUUAGCAACAACAGCACCAAACUCGUUAGUCAUGAACCCAACAUCUAUGUUAGUAGAGAUGAAAAGCUUCAUUCCUUCUUCAUAUACUUUCGAAACAGAAAUCCAGAAGAUAAAGCAAGAACUUCUCCAAGGAGUUUUAGACUGUAGUGCAAAAGAUGAAACAAAUGAAGAAUAUCUUUAUGAAAUGCAGGAUAUUAUUGACCAUCUACCUAAACUUCCUGAAAUACAACAACAAAAGCUCACUAUUCCUGAAUUCGAUGAAAUAGAAGUCAAAGCAACUGACUCAGUAGAAACCAAGAAGUUCAUACGUAAGGUAAACUAUGAGUUUCUUGGAUUUCAUUGCAACCACAAA
Trichomonas vaginalis G3 is the source of this 354-nucleotide messenger RNA. Its product is annotated as organellar and viral DNA polymerase type B. The record is from RefSeq and is a predicted model, not a curated record. Lineage: Eukaryota; Parabasalia; Trichomonadida; Trichomonadidae. The annotation marks the transcript as partial. The transcript has a single exon.